AUGAACAACUCGGAAUACAGAUUCGAGGAAAACAAACGAAGGAAGGCUAAUCAGCGCGAACAGGACAGACGUCGCACCGAGGCCCUGAACCUUGCAUUCGCCCGCCUCCGUGCCUCUCUGCCCUCGGUCCCGCGUGAUACCAAGUUGUCGAAACUUCGCACACUUCGUUUCGCCAUCGCUUACAUCCAACACCUCCAAGCGGUGGCCCAGACUGAAGGCCACCAACACUAUCUCUAUGACUUUCCGAGUAGUUAUCAAAACCAUCAGGUUGACUAA
Molecule: messenger RNA, 276 nt
Organism: Mesocestoides corti
Lineage: Eukaryota; Metazoa; Platyhelminthes; Cestoda; Cyclophyllidea; Mesocestoididae
Source: the annotation of a GenBank genome assembly